AUGUCAAAUAUUAAUCGACCUCUCUGUAUUAUUAAAAUCCAAAAGCCCUCAAAAAUCCACAAAUCCAAGAUGGUUCGCUGCAGUACUCCAACCCCGAAUAGAAGAGGCUCUCUGGCUAUAUCUGCCUUGUUGAACCAAGAACCAGUCGACCCAAUCACGACUACGAAUAGAAACAAUAGUUUUAGCAGUAGCGAUGAAGGCAGUAUUGGUGGUAGCAGCAUUAGCAUUAGCACUAGCAGCAACAGCAACACCGACAGCAGCAGCAGCAGAAGCAGCAGUGACUCCAAUGCACACUCGACCAACAUGUCUACUACAUCUACCUCUACUUCUAUUUCCAUUUCAAAUAUCAUCAACACCACUACCACUACCACUACCACUACUACCACCACCACUCCUGCCGCUGCUUCUACUGCCAAUACUAGUGCUGCUAGUGCUACCAGAAGCAAUAGAAACCGAACCCGAAACAACCCUAUCACUGCUCCUACAGUCCGAGUCAAAAACCAAAGAAGACAAAGCUACCGACUAAGCGUGCCUGCCUAUAUGCCACCUCCAAACCAAAACAACAACAACAACAACAACAACAACAACAAUAAUAAUGAUAAUGACCAGACCCAAACCCAAACCCAAAACCAAGGCCAAGGCCAAGGCCAAGGCCAAGGCCAAGGAAAAAACCAAGAGACCGUCUAUUAUGACUUUGAUGUCACUGAUAUCGAGACCCAGAACAUCGAGGGAACAGACUACCUCUGGAAUAACACAACCACUGGUAUCCGCCAUUUCGAAGGAGGCUAUAUCGUGACCGCAAUCGCCAAGGCCAAGCGAAAGAGAAUCUCGGAACAACAAUACGCAGGUCUUGUUGAUGUAUUCAAUGUUACCGAUACACCAAGUUCUGAUGUUCGCGAAAGACUAGCUCGGGACUUGGAAAUGACCAAACGAGAAGUCCAAGUUUGGUUCCAAAACAGACGUGCCAAACAAAGCAGAGCAAAAGUACAAGAACGCAGACUAAAAGAAGCAUUAAGCACAUUGACUACAUAA
Phycomyces blakesleeanus NRRL 1555(-) is the source of this 1032-nucleotide messenger RNA. RefSeq names its product Homeodomain-like DNA binding domain-containing transcription factor. Bases 1 to 1032 code for a protein of 343 amino acids. Lineage: Eukaryota; Fungi; Mucoromycota; Mucoromycetes; Mucorales; Phycomycetaceae. The transcript has 4 exons. Gene Ontology annotation, biological process: regulation of transcription by RNA polymerase II. The record is from RefSeq and is a predicted model, not a curated record. Gene Ontology annotation, molecular function: RNA polymerase II cis-regulatory region sequence-specific DNA binding; DNA-binding transcription factor activity, RNA polymerase II-specific.